This is a messenger RNA of Anthonomus grandis grandis, 2223 nucleotides long. RefSeq lists its product as uncharacterized. Gene Ontology annotation, molecular function: DNA binding. The record is from RefSeq and is a predicted model, not a curated record. Gene Ontology annotation, biological process: DNA integration; DNA recombination. The coding region runs from base 236 to 1135 and encodes 299 amino acids. NCBI's taxonomy places the organism in Eukaryota, Metazoa, Arthropoda, Insecta, Coleoptera, Curculionidae. The transcript has 3 exons.
GUAGGGAGCGAAGUCUACCUGAGGGUGCAAAAGCUGGAGACGAAGCCCCCCGAAGUGGCUCCUGGGGGUGGUGAAAAGGGUGCCGAAGAUCAGCAGAGCCACAGGCGGAAGUUAGGCCGGAAGUGCAAGAAAUAAUUUAUACGCGGUGAAAUCCGGUCCUGAGUCAAAGAAUAACGUAAGUCAUAAUUUAAAAAAAGCAAAAAGAAGGCCGCAUGAUGAGCGUUCCUCGCCUAUUAUGAUCCCUGGAUGUUUCGAGUUUUUGGGCUUAAACGAGCCUCCUCGGGACGCAGACUUGAACGUGGUGCCCAUCAUUAAAUUGGAACCGAAGGAGGAACUGCCCCUUCUCGACUCCCAAGGACAGCCCUUGGAAAAGUCCUCAAUCUCUCGAAAGAAAAACAAAGAGAAAAACGAAAGAACUUACCUCGACUUCAUCGAGUGGCUUAUGAGUAGCACCCAUUCGACCAUAUGUGAAGAAUCUCUGAUAGAGUACUUCACUAAUAAAGCCAGAGUGGCCAAAGCUUCCACCUUAUGGGCCAGUUACUACAUGAUUAAAUCUAUCAUGCUGAACAGGCACAGCAUCGACAUAGGAAACUUCAAGAAGGUCCAUAAGCUCCUAAGGGAGAAAAGCAAAGGGUAUGUGGCCGAUAGGGCCAAAGCAUUCACUAAAGAAGAGGUGCACAAGUUCCUCAAACUGGCCCCCGACGAAGAUUACCUUUUAUACAAGGUGGCACUGAUCCUAGGAGUCUGCGGAGGCUGUAGACGAGACGAGUUGGCCAAGCUAACAGUGGAGGACAUCCAGGACCUCGGAGCUGUCCUGCUCGUCAAAAUCUCCGAUCCGAAGUCGAACCUUUACAGGACCUUCACGGUGGACUCCGCGCAUCCAGAGGUACUGGACUGCAGGGAGAUCGUUCGGAAGUACAUCAAUCUCCGUCCGGUGGUUAUGAAAAGGCACAACCGGUUCUUUGUGACCUACAGCGACGGAGUCUGCGGUAUUAGUGUGGUGGGCACGAACACCAUAGCCAAGAUACCCAGUUUGGUGGCUAGAUUUUUAAAAUUGCCCGAACCGGAGAAGUUUAACGCGCAUUCCUUCAGGAGCACCAAGGCCCUCCUGGAAAAGACCGAUCAGUUCUUUUAGUUCCAUUGGAUUAAGAGUUUCUUGGAAGUUUUCGGUGUCUUUUUUCCUGGAGGGGGGAAUGAAUUGAAAGGACUUAAUUUAGAAAAAUCAUCCAUUAUUCUCAAAGAGACUUUAAUAAUAAGGCGGAAAAAUAAACUCGAAGUCAAAGUCUCCCAAUUGUAGCGCCUACCAGAAAAAAUAUAAAAUGAGUGUCUAAUCAUAGGUGCAUAUUUUUAAUGUUUAUUUUAGGUCUGAUGAUGCCGCAAGGCGAAACGCGUAACCUUACUAAUAGACGCUACAUUUGUGACAAUUUGACUUCGAGUUUAUUUUUUCGCCUCGUUACAACUUAAUUUAUUUUUGUAAGGUUAUUGUUGCAUGUAUAAAAAAGUUUUAUUAGGAUUUUGUGUUGCUAUUUUAAUGCUUCACCUUAUGAUAAAUUUUUUUUGAGUGUAAAAGAAAAAAUUUUUUUUAAAGUUUUUUGGCUCAAAAAAUGACCAGUUUUUCAAAAAUUCUUCGCAGCUCUUUUAUUACGCGAUUUAGGAGAAAAAGGUAUUCUAGCUUUUUUUAAGGUACUUUUUCGUAGAAAUUAUCGCAAUAAUAAAAACAUUAAUUUUCUCCAUAGUUUUCGAGAAAAUUGGGAAAAUAUGAAAAUCAGUUUUUUGAAAAUUUCUGGAAAAUGGAGGUAUAUAGACGCUCAAAAUAAUUUGCAAAUAGUAGCUCUCUUAAGACCCAAUAACUUUUAUUUAAACAGUUUCUUUCUCGGACCGACAGUUUUUCCCAUAAAAAAAUAAAACCAUUUUUGGAAGAUUUUUCCAAGGGUACCCCCUUUCGAAAAAUCUUGAAAUUUUAAUUUUUUUCUUUUAAUUUAUAUUUUAGCACUUUGACACAUAUAUUAAGCUAAUAAAUUGAAAUUUACUCGAGCAGUAGCUUAAUAUGUGGUUUAGCCCUGAAAGUUUCGUAUUUUUGGGACUCAUCAUUUGAAAGAUUCAUUGUAAAAACAAAUAAAUUAUUGAUAUCCAAAAAAUGUAAUGUUUUCUUACAUUCUUCCUUGUCCAAGACAAUAAUUCCAUUCAAUUUAUUCCAAGAAAUAAAUAAAAUAUAUCUUUUAG